UGCAGAACGUGCGCAUGCGCGGUACGCAGCGCUGGUAUCUCAUCACCGUAGUAACGGUUUGUUGACAGUCUUCAGUGGCGUGAUGAGACUAAAACGGCUACACAUACGAUACUACCCACCAGGAAUAUUCCUGGACUAUGAGAAAGGGGGGCAGCUCAGAACGAAAUCCAUCGAUCUGUUAAACCUGACUCCAGAGACUGAUGUGAAUGAGUUAGUGUCAGACAUCAGAGCAGCUGAACCUCUCAUCAGCUCAUCCUGCGUCGAGCAGCUCAAAGCCCUGAUCUGCAAACUACAAGAGAAAGUCAGCCAAAAGGAUGACCGCAAGUUUUACCUUUUCAGGGCACUUCAGGCUCACAUCUUGCCCCUGACGAAUGUAGCCUUCAAUAAAUCAGGAUCGAGUUUUAUAACCGGAAGCUAUGACAGGACUUGUAAAAUAUGGGACACCGCAUCCGGAGAGGAGCUACACACUUUGGAGGGUCACAGGAACGUUGUGUAUGCCAUCGCCUUCAACAACCCUUAUGGAGACAAGGUUGCCACUGGCUCCUUUGACAAGACCUGCAAAUUGUGGAGUGCUGAAACAGGAAAGUGUUUCUACACGUUUAGAGGGCACACAGCAGAAAUCGUUUGCCUGGCCUUUAACCCUCAGAGUACCUUGGUUGCUACGGGCAGCAUGGACACCCUGGCUAAAUUAUGGGAUGUUGAGAGUGGGAAAGAGAUGUCUACAUUGGCAUUGAAUAGCAGCAUACCGAAUACAAACAGAUGCGUCAUGCAGCCCAGUCUGAUCCGGAGCUGUGUAGAUGUGAGAAACGUGCCAUGGGUCGGAGGGAGAGGGGAAGAGACGGAGCGUUUGGAGGGUCACUUCGCCGAGAUCAUCUCUCUCUCCUUUAACACAACGGGCGAUCGUUUGGUCACGGGGUCGUUUGACCACACUGCCAUUCUAUGGGACGUUUCUACUGGCAGCAAAGUUCACGUUCUCACAGGUCAUCGAGGAGAAAUCAGUUGCGUUCAGUUCAACUGGGACUGUUCCCUCAUCGUCACAGCCUCUCUGGACAAAACCUGCAAGGUGUGGGCUGCAGACGGCGGUCAGUGUUUGGCUACUCUCUUGGGACAUAAUGAUGAAGUGCUGGAUGUGUGUUUUAACUACACUGGUCAGCUGAUCGCUACAGCCUCUGCUGAUGGUACAUCAAGAGUGUUCAGCGCAGAAACCUUCCAGUGUUUGUGGCAAUUAGAGGGCCAUAAAGGAGAGAUUUCUAAGGUGUGUUUUAAUCCACAGGGGAGCCGUGUUUUGACGGCGAGUGUGGAUAAGACGGCUCGUGUGUGGUGUGUGAACACAGGAGUGUGUUUGCAGGAGCUCGAGGGCCAUUCUGAUGAGAUCUUCUCAUGUGCUUUCAACUACGAGGGAGACACCAUCAUUACAGGCAGUAAAGACAACACCUGCAGGAUCUGGCACUGAGAGAGCGGCCUGAACUCUGAUCUUACAGUAUUCCCACACCUCUUUUGAUUAAGAUAUUGUGUGUCAUCUUGUCACACUGCCCCCUAGUAUUUCAGAGAACAUGUAUGUGUGGAAGACAUUAUGGUAACGCUUUUCAUGUAUAACGCAUUAUAAAGGUAUUCAUAAUGCAAGUUGUGAUGCAUUAUAUCUUUCAUGAAUAA
Messenger RNA from Carassius carassius (crucian carp), 1653 nucleotides. Its product is annotated as dynein assembly factor with WDR repeat domains 1. The record is from RefSeq and is a predicted model, not a curated record. The coding region runs from base 83 to 1453 and encodes 456 amino acids. The transcript is spliced from 14 exons. Gene Ontology annotation, molecular function: U6 snRNA binding; U4 snRNA binding; protein binding. Gene Ontology annotation, biological process: retrograde vesicle-mediated transport, Golgi to endoplasmic reticulum; endoplasmic reticulum to Golgi vesicle-mediated transport; intracellular protein transport. NCBI's taxonomy places the organism in Eukaryota, Metazoa, Chordata, Actinopteri, Cypriniformes, Cyprinidae. Gene Ontology annotation, cellular component: COPI vesicle coat; U4/U6 x U5 tri-snRNP complex.